Tetrapisispora phaffii CBS 4417 is the source of this 1056-nucleotide messenger RNA. It is a transcript of the gene VAB2, whose product is annotated as Vab2p. The record is from RefSeq and is a predicted model, not a curated record. The coding region runs from base 1 to 1056 and encodes 351 amino acids. The transcript has a single exon. Lineage: Eukaryota; Fungi; Ascomycota; Saccharomycetes; Saccharomycetales; Saccharomycetaceae.
AUGAAAGCUAUCGAAUCAAGUAUACCCUAUAAGGAACUCAAAAGUAUCCCACAAAUAAAUUUAUCAAAAAGAUUGAAGUUAAAUAAUAUAUUUAGUGAGGUUGCUCCUGAAAUCAAAAAUGUCCAAAAUGAUAUUAUAUCUAUACAUUCAAUAAUUCAAAAAGAUAUAGAAAUGGAAUCUAAUCAAAUUAAUACUGUUGAAUCACAAUUGAAAGAAUCUCUCAAAAAAAUCCGCAGUUUAUAUAGAAGGACAAACGAGCAUAGAAGCUGCUCAGAUGAUGCAACCUUCAAACCAAAUAAAUUUUUCCAAAAGGUUGAAAAUUUAGAGAAAACUGUUGAUUCACUAGAUUCUGAUAUACAUAAAAUUAUAGAAAAUUUGCUAAACAUAGAUUUAAAAUUGUCAACAAAAUCUAAAACGCUAACUAAAGACAGUAUUAAUAACCAACACUAUCCGUUGUUAUUUGAAAUAAUAGAAAAAAAUUAUGCCCAACAUCUGGAAUUAUCUGGAAUUUCUUCUAUGCUUCAUCUGGGGGAAGCUAAUUCAGUUGUUCAAAAUAACGAGCUUCGUUUGGCCCAAGAAGAAACUAUCGAUGAUAGUAAACUUACAAAAUUAAAAUUAGAAGAUGUCGAACCAACAUUUAGUUUGCAGUCGAAUGAAAUAGAUAAUGAUAAAUCUAACUCUAUUCAUUUAGACCUUUCUAAAAACCAUAAUAAAAAUGGAUCUGAUGGAGUUGAUGAUAGAAAUAGUUCCCAUGAAGAUAUGGAUAAAAAGAAUAGUUCGAGUAGCGUGCAUGCAUUAAAAUAUACCACAUACAUUGAUAGAAAAAACCAUGAGAACGAUGUAGAGCAUACAUCUAUUAAUGACCAUAAAAAUAACGAAAUAUCCAAGCAAGUUUCAGAUAAAAUAGGUUCACUUAUCUUAGAACACCAGGAUAGAACAUUUACAAAAACUAAUGCUAUAAAAAACAAUCAAAACCUUUUUAUACCCCAUGGACUCAAAAAUGCCAAACCUUCUACUGCUGUUACUUUUGAAACUGUAGAACAUCUGAAAUUUUAA